AUGUCCGUCAAGCAGAUUUAUUACUCCGAAAAAUACUAUGACGACGUCUUUGAGUACAGGUAAAACCUUUUAAAAGUUCAAAUAUGUCUUUUAGCGUGGCUUGUCAUCUUGCCCAAGCACGCAGCCAUUUAUAAAGUUCGCGUCUUGAAAAGUUGGCAGUGAACGAACAUAAAAAAACGCUGUUAUUUUUAAUAAAAACAUUAACGAUAGCAAGUUUCUCAAGCUCUGUAAAAUAGAAACUCUCGAAGGCAAAAUUUUCUCUUCGCAAGAAAGUAGGCUGAAAGUGUUUAUUUUGAUCUAAGCCGUCUGGCAUGGCGGAACAUCUGGCGGAACGCCACACUCUUGCAAGUCGUCUUAUCCUUCGUUUUCUUUUCAAGGCAUGUUUUGCUGCCAAGAGAAAUAGCAAAGCUUGUACCUAAAAAGCAUUUAAUGUCGGAGGCCGAAUGGCGAAGCCUUGGUGUUCAACAGUCUCAAGGAUGGGAAAAUUACAUGAAACAUGAGCCAGGUAUGUGCCACCUUAUGCUCAAUUCUUUGUUCAUGCUCUUAUUUAUUCAUCUCACUCAAAACGCCAGUUUCAGCUAUGAUACGAGUAAGAAAAUGAGUUUAGCCAAACGUAAAAUGAAAUAAUAAUCCCCUUAACACUACCCCCCGGGGUUUCUUCACUCUAAGAAUCUCGUAACUUUCAGCGUGUAAACUUUCUGGGCUGGUACUGCCUGGGGUACUAAAAUAAAAAAUAACAAGAGAGUCAAUACUCUUGGGGGACAUUUUAUGUUAUUCAGCUCCAAAACUUUGAGUACGAAAUGAAAUAAGGGACCAAUUUUCAUUCUUAGUCACUGAGUACUUUUAAUUGAUAUAAAAAUUGUCCGUUUCAGUUAAUUUGGUGUGUUAAAAUAUUGGUACCUCUUAGUUUGAUGGACAUUUUUUCAUGGCUGAUUAGUUAAGGAGGUGAGCGGGGGAAAUGUAGGGCUGCAGUUUGUCUGGGAGUUUUGCUUUACUUUAUAAAAAGGCUUGUAAUAAAAAUUAAUAUAAAUUUAGAGGAUUAAAUUCUGGACAUAAAUACACCGAGAGAUCUGCCAUUUGUAAAAGUCUCAAGGACUGCUUCGGCUAUAACAUUUAAUGUUAUGGGCCAGAGCAAGCCUUCACUGAAGAUAACAAACAAGACUUUGAGUAAAAUUUCUCUUAAUCAUGAGAAUGGUAAUUUAUAUAUUGCAAUAUCAUUAUUUCAGAGCCCCACAUUUUGUUGUUCAGACGAGAAAGAAGUGACAUGGCAACCAACAGAAAAUGA
Molecule: messenger RNA, 1285 nt
Organism: Porites lobata
Lineage: Eukaryota; Metazoa; Cnidaria; Anthozoa; Scleractinia; Poritidae
Source: the annotation of a GenBank genome assembly